Molecule: messenger RNA, 1218 nt
Organism: Mirounga angustirostris (Northern elephant seal)
Lineage: Eukaryota; Metazoa; Chordata; Mammalia; Carnivora; Phocidae
Product: HLA class II histocompatibility antigen, DP beta 1 chain
Biological process (GO): antigen processing and presentation; immune response
Cellular component (GO): membrane; MHC class II protein complex
Source: RefSeq, a predicted model, not a curated record
AUGGGGCGGGGGCGCCCCCCUCCUAUACAUUCUUAUAUUCACCUCCUAGUUUACUCCCCCACAGAGCUUUACGCCUACCAGAGGCGGAGUACCUGCCUCGAGUUCAACGUGACGCACCGCUUCCGGGAGCAAUACACCUACAACCGAGAGCUGUUCGUCCAGUUGGACAGCGCCGUGGGGCUGUUUGCCACCGUGUCCGACAUCACGGCCAAGAACUGGAACAUUCACAGGGAGUUCCUGGCCCUGAGACGGAGCGCCGUGGACUCCGUGUGCAAGCACAACUUCGACCUGGACGAGGGUUUCACGCUGAAGCGCCGAGUCCAGCCUCAAGUGCAUGUCUCUCCCUCCAAGAAGGGGCAUCCGCAGCACCACAACCUGCUUGUUUGCCACGUGUCAGAUUUCUACCCAGGCCACAUUCAAGUCCGCUGGUUCUUGAAUGGACAGGAGGAAACAGCUGGGGUUUUAUCCACCAACUCAAUGCAUAAUGGAGACUGGACCUUCCAGACCCUGGUGAUGCUGGAAAUGACCCCCCGGCAGGGAGACGUCUACGCCUGCCAAGUGGAGCACCCCAGCCUAGAUGGUCCUGUCACCGUGGAGUGGAAGGCACAGCCUGAUUCUGCCUGGAGCAAGAUGCUGGCUGGAGUCGGAGGCUUUGUGCUAGGGCUCAUCGCCCUCGGAGCGAGCUUCAUUCUCCAUUGUAGAAGCCAGCGAGGUAAGAACCUUCUGGAAAGUGGUUGACACUGUCCACUCUCUCGCUGUUCUUCAGUGAUGAAGUUGUGACAGAAAAGCAAAACAACAGAGCGAAAAGAGGCCACUGAAAUCAGACUCUGAUGAGGCAAAGACAGCCCUGUGGGGUGGAAGGUGCCUAGCCCGAGAUCUGGCCCAGUAAGAUACCCGAGACUGCUAGUUACCCUCUUCAGCAGGGUGUUCUUUUCAGCCUGGGGACUCAGACCUACAGAGUGGGCCCCGCUUUCAUUCCCAGUGACAUGGAGACUGCGGUGGAAAUGUUUGGAUAAUUUUCCAAGAUGUUGUUGCUCCUUACUCUCUCAAUGACCGAAUCCAUCUUCCUUUUUACUUCCAUUUCAGGAUGACAGGGACCUCAGCCAACAGGUGGUAUUUCUGCUCCCUUCUUCCUUAUCGGGAUGUAAUUCAUUUCAUUGCAGCAGGAGACUGGGAGCAUUCAAUGAGUAUGCUGUGUUCAGGAUAGAUCACAGGAAG